AUGAGACUCAAUCACAUGACUCGCUUCAUCGCGCACUGACUCUCUCGCUGUGAGUUUGUACGGCUGUUAUUGUUGAAGAUGGCGGAGGAAAGAGAACCUCCACCGCUGCAUGAUGCUGCACAGACGGACUUUACAGAGCUGGAGGACGGUGAGGAUCUGUUCGUCAGUACCGUGAGCGUGAUCGAGUCCAGCUCAACAUCUCCAGAAGCAUCAAACCUUCCAGCAGAAGACAUGAACAUCGGCUCGAAUGGCCCCAAACAUGAGGAGAUGUUUUUAGAUGAUGAUGAUGAUGAUCAGGACGACCUUUUUGCUGAAGCCACGGAAGAGGUUUCAUUGGACAGUCCAGAGCGUCAGCCGAUCCUAUCAGACGGCCCGUCGCCCGCCAUCACACCCGUCACACCCACCGUCAUGAUGAACCCCAGAGUUGAUGCGGCCGUGUUCGAUCGCUUGAUGGAGGAGGAUGAAGAUGAUGAAGAAACCCUAGACACGUUUGACAUCCAGAUAUCAGUGUCUGACCCUGAGAAAAUGGGUGAUGGCAUGAAUGCAUUUAUGGUUUAUAAAGUGAGCACUAAGACCAGUCUGUCCAUUUUCAACAGCGAUGAGUUCUCCGUCAAGAGACGUUUCAGUGAUUUUCUGGGUUUACACAGUAAAUUAGCCUCCAAGUACCUGCACAUUGGAUACAUUGUUCCUCCCGCUCCAGAGAAAAGCAUUGUGGGAAUGACGAAGGUUAAAGUCGGGAAAGAGGAUUUGUCAUCGGUGGAGUUUGUGGAGAAAAGACGAUCUGCUUUGGAAAGAUAUCUAAUGAGGACGGUCAAACACCCCGCUCUGCUCAAAGAUCCGGACCUUCUGCAGUUUCUGGAGAGUUCAGAGCUGCCGCGAGCGGUUAGCACACAGGCGCUGAGUGGGGCCGGAAUAUUGAGGAUGGUAAACAAAGCGGCCGACGCUGUCAACAAAAUGACAAUCAAGAUGAAUGAAUCGGAUGCGUGGUUUGAGGAGAAACAGCAGCAGUUUGAGAAUCUGGACGUCCAGCUCAGAAAACUUCAUGCUAGUGUAGAAUCGCUGGUGUGUCACCGGAAGGAGUUGUCCGUAAACACGGCGUCUUUUGCCAAGAGCGCGGCCAUGCUGGGAAACUCCGAGGAUCACACGGCGCUGUCGCGAGCGCUCUCUCAGCUGGCGGAGGUGGAGGAGAAGAUCGAUCAGUUACAUCAGGAACAGGCCUAUGCGGAUUUCUAUCACUUCUCUGAGCUUCUGGGAGAUUACGUCCGUCUCCUCACCGCUGUUAAAGGUGUGUUUGACCAGCGGAUGAAGACGUGGGCUAAAUGGCAGGACGCUCAGGUGAUGCUGCAGAGGAAGAGAGAGGCGGAGGCCAAACUUCAGUACGCCAAUAAACCCGACAAACUUCAGCAGGCCAAAGAUGAAAUCAAAGAGUGGGAAGGUAAAGUACAACAGGGGGAAAGAGAUUUCGAGCAGAUCUCAAAAAGCAUCCGGCGUGAGGUGGGCAGAUUUCAGAAAGAUCGAGUGAAGGAUUUUAAACUGGUCAUCCUGAAAUAUCUGGAGUCACUGGUUCAUACCCAACAGCAGCUAAUAAAAUACUGGGAGGCCUUCUUACCUGAAGCCAAAGCUAUCGCAUAAUCACAAAAACCCUAAAGAACGGCUGCACGGACGUCAGGAACACUAGCAUAAUAAAAACAUGAUGAAUCCCCACAGACUUUGGGAUGUUUUAGGAUCACAGAUGAAACAUCACACACGCUUUUACUUUUCACAUCUAUCAUUAUUCCGAUGAAAUGUCACGUAACUCUGAUUUCAAGUGCUGAUGAUCCGACAGGGGACGGCCUUCUGAUUCUUUUCUUUUGCUCUCGAAUGUAUUCAAUGAAAGCAUUAAUCUCACCGUCAGUAUUUAGGAGUAUUAUUAUUAAUCAUCAUCGUCAGGAAUCUGUCAGAUCUGCAUUUCUGUCCUCAGCUUUGCUUCUCAUGUGGACGUAUUUACAUUUGUGUAUUUUUUUUAUUUGCUUUGUAGCCUUAAAUGUUUGGAAAUUGUUUCAUUUCAGUCGAUUCAUUCUCCUAAUAGAUUUUUAUGUAUUUUUUACUCUACGUUCCUGUGCGACAGUAUCUGAGACUUAAUAAAGGACCGAAUGAA
Molecule: messenger RNA, 2137 nt
Organism: Triplophysa rosa
Lineage: Eukaryota; Metazoa; Chordata; Actinopteri; Cypriniformes; Nemacheilidae
Gene: snx2
Product: sorting nexin 2
Exons: 15
Coding region: 79-1632 (517 amino acids)
Biological process (GO): early endosome to Golgi transport; intracellular protein transport
Cellular component (GO): endosome; endosome membrane
Molecular function (GO): phosphatidylinositol binding
Source: RefSeq, a predicted model, not a curated record